Molecule: messenger RNA, 1197 nt
Organism: Schistocerca serialis cubense
Lineage: Eukaryota; Metazoa; Arthropoda; Insecta; Orthoptera; Acrididae
Product: pinopsin-like
Exons: 6
Coding region: 1-1197 (398 amino acids)
Biological process (GO): G protein-coupled receptor signaling pathway
Cellular component (GO): photoreceptor outer segment; membrane
Molecular function (GO): G protein-coupled receptor activity
Source: RefSeq, a predicted model, not a curated record
AUGUCCGCCUCUCCUGCUGGAGUCCCUGCACUACGGCUGUGCUUCGCAGAUUGCAUAACGACCCCUGCGAGUGAAAUGCCAGCAAACGCUCAGUGUGUCGGCGACAACUCUUUCGAUUUAUCGAGUCCAUUAUUCAGGGUCGCCUGGCUUAUUCGUGAGUGUCCUGGUGACGCCUCACCCCCAGGGACGGGAGCAGAUAAGGAAGGAGGUCUAAAGCACACGACUCGCCCGCUGUCUGGAAAAAAUUACUGCAACAGUGAGAUAACGCUCUGGCUGUGGACGCCGCUGAACGUGAUCCUGUUCAACCUGGUGUGCUCGGACUUCAGCGUGGCGUUGCUAGGCAACCCGCUGACGCUGGCCGCGGCCGUGGCGCACCGCUGGAUCUUCGGCAGGACGAUGUGUGUCAUCUACGGCUUCUUCAUGUCCCUCCUGGGCAUCUCGAGCAUCGCGACGCUGACGGUGCUGGCGUUCGAGCGCUACGUGAUGAUCUCGAGGCCGUUCCAGGCGCGCCGGCUGUCGCGGCGCGGCGCCGCGCUGCUGGUGGCCGCCAUCUGGCUGUACUCGCUGCUGCUGACGGCGCCGCCGUUGCUCGGCUGGGGCGACUACGUGCACGAGGCGGCCAACAUCAGCUGCUCGGUGAACUGGGAGAGCCGCACGCUGGGCGCCACCUCCUACAUCGUCUUCCUGUUCGCCAUGGGGCUCGUCGUGCCGGUGGCCGUCAUCAGCUUCUCCUACCUCAACAUCGUCCGCACCCUCAAGAAGAACACGCUGCGGUCGGGCCGGGCGACGCGCGCCGAGUCGCGCGUGGCGCUGAUGGUGGCCGUGAUGAUCGCCGCCUUCCUGCUGGCCUGGACGCCCUACUCGGCGCUGGCGCUGCUCAUCGCCUUCGGGGACCACCGGCUGGUCAGCCCCGGGCUGGCCGUCGUGCCGGCGCUCGUCGCCAAGUCCUCCAUCUGCUACAACCCGCUCAUCUACGUCGGCCUCAACACGCAGCAAACCGGGCUCCGCUAUCAGCGAUGCCGCGCAAGCUGGCAGCUGCGGUCCCUGGCUUCUGGCUGCAGUUCCAUACCGGGGGAAGCGGCCGCCCUUCCAGCAGCCGGCGGUCCUUCCGUCCCCCUCGCGCCCUGGACCGCCCCAACGGGGUCCGCGGGUGAAACGCCUCGUCGCCGCGACUCACAAACUGAGGCGCCGCCGUAA